GCGGCGCAGCCCGCGGCCGCGGCGGCGGCCCCGUGGGCGGCGGCGUCCCUCGCGGGCGUGGGCGCCGGGCUGGCGGCGGCGGCGGGCAGGCGCAAGGCCGCGUGCAGGGCGAAGGGCGGCGCCUUCGACCCCGCCGCGCAGGUGGGCGCCACAGCGCCGCUGGGGUACUGGGACCCCGCGGGCUUCUGCAGCGACGGCAAGGAGGAGACCUUCGACGACCUGCGCGGCAAGGAGCUGAAGCACGGGCGCGUGGCCAUGAUGGCGAUCAUCGGCUUCCUGGGCACCGGCGCGGGCUGGCGCUUCCCGUGGACCGAGGGCGUGCCCGACGGCGUGGCCGCCCUGCAGAACGGUGGCGGCCCCUUCCUCGGCAUCUUCUUCCUCAUCUUCGGGUUUUUCGAGCUGAAGAUCAUGGACGACCUCGAGAAGGGCAACAAGCCAGGCAACUUUGGCGACCCGUUCAAGAUGGCAUCGACCGGCCUUCUGGGAGGCUACGACGAGAACUGGCGCAACUUCGAGCUGAACAACAGUCGGAUGGCGAUGAUCGGCGUCAUCGGCACCAUCGUGGCCAGCGCCUACACGAACCUGGACGUCUACGCGCAGUGGCAGGGAGGCAAGGAGGCGUCCAUCGCUUUCCUCAAGCUGACCCUGCCCUACUCUCCCUGA
Prorocentrum cordatum is the source of this 663-nucleotide messenger RNA. The record is from the annotation of a GenBank genome assembly. NCBI's taxonomy places the organism in Eukaryota, Dinophyceae, Prorocentrales, Prorocentraceae.